Xyrichtys novacula (pearly razorfish) is the source of this 3333-nucleotide messenger RNA. Lineage: Eukaryota; Metazoa; Chordata; Actinopteri; Labriformes; Labridae. The record is from the annotation of a GenBank genome assembly.
AUGCCAAAGUGCCCCAAGUGCCAGAAGGAGGUGUACUUUGGUAAGAUUUCGCUCUUUUUGCUCUCGUUUAGUUCGUGUUGUGUGGAUUCUUGUGUUUGAAGACGUUUCCUGAUGAAUUAAAGUGGAAUCUGUUCUGCAGAAAUGCGGAAACAGGAAACAGAGAUAAGCACAUGAUGUUAAGCAGAAAUGUAAACGUGUGUUUUAUUCUCUUAAGUUUAUUUUUUAUUAGUUAAUCAAUGCACGGUGAAUUUCAGCAGUCCUAUCUGCAGGUUUAAUGUAACAUUUAUGAUGUAUUGCUCUUGUACUUGAGUAGUACUUGAAUUAAUGUAACGUGAUAUCACGUGAUGUGCAUGUGUGCUCCAUGUGCAGAAAUCUGAUCUUUUAAGAGUAGUUACUAUCGUAUAUAAAGACUGAAAUCAUUACCUUGGAUAUUAAUUAACUUACAAGGAAAAGUAGAGACAUUUUUAUGUUGUAUUUUGCCUCAAAAAAGCUCAUUUUGUCACUAGAAAACUCCUCUGAAUGUAGAAAAAUGUACAAGUUUGGUUCAGACAGAGAGUGUCCCUCACACUUCUGCUGCAGACUUGUAGAAAAAUCAAAAUGCACCAUUUUAAUAUCCUUAUUUUCAGACAAAUUCUGACAAAUAGCUUCCACCUACUCCUUUUCGAUCUCCAAAUAUAGGUGAAUUUCUUGUCUAGAAUUGUAAUGUACGUAUAUUUGAUCGAGAAUAACAAUAAUUAUCUUUAAAAGUCCCUGAAAUUGUAGAAAAUUUUGGAUAAACAACCGCAGAGUGAGUCGAUGUACCUUUUCUUUUUUUUUUAAUAAUCAAAUUUUAUUUUAUUUUAAGAAUUUACAUUGAACCGUAAAUCAUUUUAAUUCAAAUAAAGUAGAAAGUGAGGAAAAAAAAGAAAACAAAACAAACAAAGAAGGGUAAACAAAGAAAAGUGUAAACGUACCUUUUUGUUGAUUUUAUCUUGAGUAUCAGUCUGAUUUUGCUUUUCAUUUAUGCUUACGAGUGCAUUUUUGUCCCCUGUACUCUAUAAACUCUUAACUAUCGAGACAGGAAAGCUUCACGUUUUGCUGACUGUGAAGAUUUAAUCUGUUUGGAUGACUCGGGAGAAAAAAGUCAAGAGAGCUAAAACAAUCCCAUCCUCCCAGAGUGAUCUCUGAGCGCUCUUAAAGAGUAAUUACAGCAUCCGCUGAGGAAAAAGGGGACAGCUCUGUUUUAUACUCGUCUUAAUCCAUUUACCACAUCAGCCGCUCCUCUGGACUGCGAUGGAGUAAAUCUCGCUCAGAGGUCGAGGCCAACACAGGCUCCAGAGAAGCCAAGUCUUUGGACUGUCAGUCGGAUGAAUUGACCGUGAGACUGAACUAUGCUUCCAGUUCUUCCUCUCGGUGGAUAAACUUUCACUUUCCCCGCCAAAAUAAGCAGAGGGAUUUGUUUCGGUCAGACACGGCUGACCAGUAUUUUUCUUCACAGCAUGGGAUGAUAAAAAUUAAAUAUAGUUUAAGAGAGAAGUGGCCCUGAGCAGAUUUUGUUUAAUCAUUGUCCCGCACCGUCUGGAUCAUUAAACUACGGUUAUAAACUCAAACCCUGCAGCCAGUAAUCAUCUCCAACUUUACUCGACUUGCUUGUGCUGCCCAUCCGUCUUUAUGUGUCUGAGCUCUCAGAUGGAAACAAUCAGGCUACUGCUGCUUCAGUGAUGAAGAAGAGGAGGAGGAGGAGGAGGAGGGUUUUGGUCUGGAUCCAAAAUCUGAAAGAGCAAAAAACAGAAAAAAACACAGAAACUCUGCAGCCUCACAUGUUUUCCACUGUAGGAUGAUGGACUUUAAGCUGUUUGUAUACAAGCUGUUGGACAAAUAUCAUAACCUCCUAUCUUUAUCUUCUUCAUGAACCUUUUUUUGGGGGGGAGAAUGAAGCAAAUACUUGACCAGCUUCCUCCAUAGUGUGUUUUUCCAUCUGCAUUCAUGUCUGUUUGUGUAUUUUGGACUCCACCCUUCAUACUUUAGCCAGUUACAGUUGAUGCAGGGAGCAAAUCAGAUCUUUCUUUUGCUCGUCACGACUUGUAUCGUCGAUACAUCACUGUCAAUAACCUUUAUGCUAAAGCAAAUCCACCUUUGAUACAGAAAGACACAUAACCUCUGGUGUCAUAGCAACCCUGUCAACUUGUUGUUGUUGUUUUUGUAGGUGACUACAUUUAUUUGCUGAAGGGUUUUCAUGCGACUAGAUUGUUCAGUUGACCUCACCCUGGAGCACUGGGGCUCAUUUCCACUGGUUGUUGCACAAUCUCAUACCAGAUCAGCUAUUUUUAGGGGGAAAACGCAUCAUAUCCUGGUUUUGUGGGAGCGUUUACAGACCAGUACUUAUGCAUGAAAAUGGAUCACGUUGCAGUUUUUGAAACGUCUGCAUUUCCUCCUGAUGAGUAAAGUUUGAACCGUUUGUAACGCAGCACUUCCUGCGGUUGCUCUUUCUGACCUCAAACUUUCGCUGAUGAAUUCGAAGUUGAUCUAAACUUUGCUCAUCAUCACCGUCAAGACAGCAGGGUCAAUCACCUCCAGACGAGUGUUUGUGCAGAUCCACCCUGCUUUAUCAGAUUUUAUGAGGCCAGAGGAGAGAUUCCCCCGAGGACAAUCAGUCCUCUUUAACCCCGUAGUGCCACACCCUGACAAUGUUCUCAGGAUUAUCUGCGAAGACGUUAUCUUGUUUAUCCAAAACUGAUAGUUGGUCGCAGCACGAUGAGCUCAUGCAUCAGCUGAACCUCAGACGAGAUCGUGACCCCGUGGCACUUGCGUCCUCUCUGCAGACUACAAGAGCUCUCUUUGUGGUUGAAGUUCAAGUGGAAGUGGUUUUUUAAUUUGGUCUCUUUGUGUGUUUUUUUUUUGCAGCUGAGAGGGUGACAUCGCUCGGCAAGGACUGGCACAGGCCCUGCCUCAAGUGUGAAAAGUGCAGUAAGACACUGUCAGCAGGCUCACAUGCAGAGGUGAGACGAAUGAAUGAAUGAAUGGGUUUUUUUAAUGUUCAUUUAAAACCAAAAAGUUCUAGAUUUAAAUUAAAAGAAAAUGAACUGAUGCAUCUUUGCUCCUUGCAGCAUGACGGCAAGCCGUACUGUAACAACCCCUGCUACUCUGCAAUGUUUGGACCUAAAGGUGAGUGUCCUCAGAUUCAGAUUCUUCCACUUUGACUUAACUUUAAAUCCACAGGUCACCAACACACCUGGCCAUGAGACACUUUGCUUAAAGAUUCACAAAGUCAAAGCUGGAUUACUGAAGUGACUCUUCCUCUGUUUACAUUCAGGAUUUGGACGUGGUGGGACAGAGAGUCACACAUUCAAAUAG